AUGGCCCCGCCGUCGCCCGCCCCCGAGGACGAGCGCGACUCCGUGGACCUGUACGCCACGCUCGGGCUGACGCGAGACGCGUCCUCGGGCGCGAUAAAAAAGGCGUAUCGCACGCUCGCGCUCAGAUUCCAUCCCGACAAGAACCCCGGCGACGAGGUCGCGACCGAGACGUUCAAGGACAUCGGCAAGGCGUACGCCAUCCUGAGCGACGCGAAGAAGAAGAAGUACUACGACGACACCGGUGAC
Micromonas pusilla CCMP1545 is the source of this 246-nucleotide messenger RNA. RefSeq lists its product as uncharacterized. The annotation marks the transcript as partial. Lineage: Eukaryota; Viridiplantae; Chlorophyta; Mamiellophyceae; Mamiellales; Mamiellaceae. The transcript has a single exon. The record is from RefSeq and is a predicted model, not a curated record.